Messenger RNA from Antechinus flavipes (yellow-footed antechinus), 555 nucleotides. RefSeq names its product olfactory receptor 7D4-like. The coding region runs from base 1 to 555 and encodes 184 amino acids. The record is from RefSeq and is a predicted model, not a curated record. Gene Ontology annotation, cellular component: membrane. The transcript has 2 exons. NCBI's taxonomy places the organism in Eukaryota, Metazoa, Chordata, Mammalia, Dasyuromorphia, Dasyuridae. Gene Ontology annotation, biological process: G protein-coupled receptor signaling pathway. Gene Ontology annotation, molecular function: G protein-coupled receptor activity; olfactory receptor activity.
AUGUACUUGGUCACAGUGGUUGGAAACCUGCUCAUAAUGUUGGCCAUUGGCUCUGACUCUCACCUCCACACUCCCAUGUACUUCUUCCUUUCCAAUUUAUCCUUUGUAGAUCUCUGUGUGGUAUCUACCACAGUCCCCAAUAUGUUGGUGAGCAUCUUGACAGAAAACAAGGCCAUCCCCUUUGCUGACUGUCUUGCUCAGAUGUACUUCUUUAUGGGUUUUGUUACUUUGGAUAAUUUCCUCCUCACUGCAAUGGCUUAUGACCGUUUUGUGGCUAUCUGUCAUCCUCUACGCUAUACAGCCAUAAUGAACCCUAAGCUGUGUGGCCUGUUGGUGCUGGUCUCCUGGAUAACUGUUGUUUCCUUAUUCUAUGGUGCAGGACUUGGAGUGUAUUUGAGCUCCUCAACUACCCACUCUUCAUGGAAGAGCACAGUUGCCUCAGUAAUGUAUACUGUAGUCACCCCCAUGUUGAAUCCAUUCAUUUAUACCCUAAGGAAUAAAGACAUAAAAAAUGCCCUUAAGAGGCUCAUUAGCAAAAUAGCCUCUUCUCAGUGA